UCUUGACUUUCCCCCGUCUCACUCCAGUAAGUCAAAGAGUUCCGCUCCAUCAGGAUCGCACCACUGAAACGGCAUCCCUUCCGAAUAAUAUCUCUUAUCUCAUACCAAGCUCAUUAAGGCGUCGUCUUUUUACGGAGAACAAACAACGGGACAAAAUAUUCCUAGACAAACGACUUGAUCAAUCUUGAAAUGACUUCUUCCGAGAAAUUGGUUAGGUUAGACUUUCUCCUAAUUGUUACCUCCUCCAUCCUCCUCCUCGCAGUGCACAUCACGCCGGCGACCUGUCGACCCAGUCCAGCUCCCGAGGUGACCACCACCACCACCGCGGUCGACAGCCAGCAAGCAGGAAACGGUCUCCAGGAGGAGGACAGCAGUGAACAUUCUCUCCGCCCGUCUGAAAUAAUGUCGCGAGUCUCCCGAAGCACGGAUCAUGGUUUUUAUCCACCCACGCUGAAAAAUCGGGUACACGGGAGAGCAGCCCGAUUCCACGAGGGGAACUUGGGACCACGCCCGCUGGGGGUGGGGAACACCAUGAUUUCCGGAUAUGGCAGCCCCGUCGCGAGAAUGCUGGUGCACAAGGAGGCACCUGGAAUGGGCGGAGGGGGUGGUGGUGGAGCUCCUGCUGCCGGGGAAAGUGAGAAUCUGGACGAGCAAGACCCUACUUUCACUCCGUACAUUAGUGCUCGUGUAUUUAACAUGCCCCAAUUUCUCGACCACUUAAAGGGGAAUCUGGAAUCGAUGACAGAUGGGGAAGAAUUUGUCUCAGACGAAGACGAAUUUGAUGAAAAUGACUUUGAAUCUUUGGGAUUUGGCUUGAACGGUGAAAUUCUGCCCAGCUCUGGAAAUGAUCCCCAGUUUAUUUCGGAACCGAAAGGAAUUCUUCGUUGGAGACCAGCCUCAUUUAUCGGAUCUCGUCCCAGGAAUCGGAAUAUGCUUCAUUUCGUCCAACAACCUUCCGAAUUGGAAUCAAUCUACAAAAGUCAAAUGAAUCCGGCGAGAAACGCGUAUGAAUUCGGUCUCGGUUAAAAUCGAAUGGAGAACGAAAUUAUGGAAAUGAAAUGGACUUAUUAUUUUAUGAGAACAUACAAAACACUAAUUUACGUAAUGUGUAUCACAAAAAUGACCUGUUGCACUGAUUAAAGAGGACAUUAAUCUUGUUUAAUUCUUGGAAGUAGUUUCAUGUUAAUUUCCGGAGGAAUAAUUUUAUCUGGAUCAAAUUAAUCAGUCCGGGCCGUGCGUGAUAUGAAACAUUUCAUAAUUUCCUGUCCUGCUUAGUUUUGAUGUUAUUCAGUUAAUGCAUAUUGCGAAAAAUCAGACGGUUUCACACUGAUAAACUUUUUUUUACCUGGUCAAUUGCAAGAUUUUGACUCAUGCAUAUGUAAAUUAUUGCAGCAUGACAUUUACGACGGGCAAAUAUGUAUCAAUCUCCAUGAUUCUACAGAAAAAGGCGUUAACAUUAUCAUCCUAAUCUUGUUUGUACUCUGUACUUUAUUUAACUAGUGUACAUAUGAAUUGCAGGUAUAUUUUCAAAAUUUUACGGUUAGACUGUACAUGUAGAUUAUUAACAAAAUAUUAAUUAUGUAUUAUUCUGGUAUAUCUAGUAAAACAUGUAUGUAGAUCAGUUGUCAGUAGAUGAGUAUUAAAAUGUACUACGAAAAAUAUCAAAAUUAAGUAGGAAAAUGUAACUUUUCAAGUUGAAUUAUAAGGAUAAGUCCCUUAUUCAUCCAGUCCGCCUACUAUGUAUACGUAACUAUUUAGCCUAUAUAAUUGUCAAUUUGUUGUUAUCCAAUAAGGCGAUGUUGAUGAAACGACGAGGCUCACGUUCUGAGGAAGAAGAGGCAUUUUGAGACCUGCCGAAGGUCUGGAGGAUUGUAGACUAAUUAUUUUUAUUGUAAUUCUUGUAAUGUUCAUUUAUGUGAGGAAAUUGCAUACACAUUCAACUUUCUGCUUUCUCUGGUAGUUUUCACGAGUACGGAGAAAUCUGCAAUCCGAUAACUAUAAACAUUUCCAAUGUUUUAAGUAAUUGGCAAUUUUUGUGUUAGCGAAAUAGUGUGCACUUUCACUUCGUUAUAAUGAUUAAAAUAGAUGCUGCAAUGAAACGAAUAUUUGGUGGAUAUGUCAAACCAUCACGACAUUUCCAUCCUGUCGUGAACAUUUUAUUUAUUUAGCAAUGAUGAUUAGCGUGCAUUUCAACUUUCUCUUCUCGACUUUCUCUAUUUCCAGAGUAGAACAGUUUUGAAAAUAUUUUCUGAAACCAUUUCUGAGAUUUGCUGGAUGGAUGCAAUUGUUUAUAAAUAAAUUGGAUUAGUAACGUGCAUACAUUAAAAAAUAAAAAUAAAAAUACCUAUAAAAAUAAGAUUUCUGAAAACUGUAAAGUCUGAGCACAUGCAGAUUACAAAAUUAUCAUUGUUAAACAAGCUUCUCAUUAUUUUACUCCCAUGAAUAGACAGAAAUUGACAUA
Molecule: messenger RNA, 2461 nt
Organism: Folsomia candida
Lineage: Eukaryota; Metazoa; Arthropoda; Collembola; Entomobryomorpha; Isotomidae
Exons: 4
Coding region: 190-1026 (278 amino acids)
Source: RefSeq, a predicted model, not a curated record